Alosa alosa (allis shad) is the source of this 6383-nucleotide messenger RNA. RefSeq names its product zinc finger and BTB domain containing 16b (gene zbtb16b). Gene Ontology annotation, molecular function: protein binding. NCBI's taxonomy places the organism in Eukaryota, Metazoa, Chordata, Actinopteri, Clupeiformes, Clupeidae. Gene Ontology annotation, biological process: negative regulation of transcription by RNA polymerase II; regulation of immune system process; regulation of cytokine production. The record is from RefSeq and is a predicted model, not a curated record.
UUAGUGCGCGAGGAGCGGGCAUUGUAAACUACAGUACCUAACAAUGCGAAUGCCGUCAUAACAGCACUACAUGAAAUAAGGGCAACCCCAGACUGGACGUUGUCUCAUUUACAGGAAGCGCGAGCGAGCCCCCGGAAUACAGUGGAUCCUGAUGAGUUGGGCUGGAGUGCUCGGCCGUUAUGGAUUUGAGUAAGAUGGGCACGAUCCACCUACAGAACCCCAGCCACCCCACGGCGCUGCUGCACAAGGCCAACCAGAUGCGCCUGUCGGGCACGCUCUGCGACGUGGUCAUCAUGGUGGACAGCCAGGAGUUCCACGCUCACCGGACCGUGCUGGCCUGCACCAGCAAGAUGUUUGAGAUCCUGUUCCACCGCAGCAGUCAGCACUACACGCUAGACUUUCUCUCCCCAAAGACCUUCCAGCAGAUCCUGGACUACGCCUACACUGCCACACUACAAGCCAAGCUGGAGGACCUAGACGACCUGCUGUACGCCGCCGAGAUCCUGGAGAUCGAGUACAUCGAGGAGCAGUGCCUGAAGAUCCUGGAGACCAUCCAGUCGUCCGAGGAGCACGACUCCGAGAUGACCCUCACGGACAACGGCACGGAGGAGGAGGAGGAGCGCCGAGGGCGCCACCUCAAGAGCACACUCAUCUCCAAGAAACAUUCCACGCCCGAGGGUGGCUUCCCUCUGGGCGCACGCCAUCGCCUGGCGCUGUCCGCCGUGGGGGACCCGCGUCCACCCACCACCGGCUCCUCCCCCCACGGUCACCCCACCCUGAGCCCCACCAAGGCAGCGGUGGACAGUCUGAUGAGCCUGGGCCAGUCGCUGGCGCCGGCGCCCAUGGAGCGCGUCAAGACUGAGCUGAUGCAGGUGGACGAGGCCUACGGGCACGAGGGCGGCUCCUCCAGCAACGGCGACGGAAACGGAAACGGCGCCGACGGAAACCGCGGUCAGGACGGCCCGGGCACUCCGACCCGCAGCAGCGUCAUCACCAGCGCCCGUGAGCUGCACGUCCCGCGCGACGACGGCGGGCCCGACGUCCAGAUGGACGUGGGCCCGGCCGGGCUGACCACCAUGGCGGGGCUGGCCGAGCGGCACCUGGCCUCGCUCUACUCCGCCCUGCCCGCCAACCACGGUGGCAUGCCGGCCUCGGUGGCGUCGGCGAUGCCCAUGUCCCCUUCUCUGGCCAUGUCCAUGGAGCUGGGCGCCUACGGCAGCCUGCUGCAGCAGAGCUUCAUGCAGCGCGAGUUCUUCAGCAAGCUGGGCGACUACACUGCCGCCGUCAAGCAGGAGAGCCAGGCGCACAUCGACCGCUGCGACAUCUGUGUCGAGCUCCCCGACAGCGAGGCCGUCGAGCAGCAUAGGAAGCUACACAGCGGGAUGAAGACGUACGGCUGUGAGUUCUGCGGGAAGCAUUUCCUGGACAGCCUCCGACUGAGGAUGCACCUGCUGUCACACUCAGCCGGAGCGAAAGCACUCGUUUGUGAUCAGUGUGGCAAUCAGUUCUCCAAGGAGGAGGAGCUGGAGGCUCACAGGAGAACACACUCAAGUUCUGACAUGGCAGUGUUCUGUCUGCUGUGCGGGAAGCGAUUCGCUGCCCAGAAGGCUCUGCAGCAGCACAUGGAGGUCCACGCCGGAGUGCGCAGCUACAUCUGCAGCGAAUGUGACCGAACCUUCCCGAGUCACACUGCUCUCAAGCGUCAUCUCCGCUCACACACAGGUGAUCACCCGUUUGAGUGUGAGUUCUGCGGAAGCUGUUUCCGUGAUGAGAGCACGCUGAAGGGACACAAGCGGAUCCACACCGGAGAGAAGCCUUACGAGUGUAACGGCUGCGGAAAAAAGUUCAGCCUCAAGCACCAGCUGGAGACGCACUACAGAGUACACACAGGAGAGAAGCCGUUUGAGUGCAAGCUAUGCCACCAGCGCUCACGCGACUACUCAGCCAUGAUCAAGCACCUGCGCACCCACAACGGCGCCUCGCCCUACCAGUGCACCAUCUGCCAGGAGUACUGCCCCAGCCUGUCCUCCAUGCAAAAGCACAUGAAGAACCACAAGCCCGAGGACGUGCCCGCCGACUGGCGCAUCGAGAAGACCUACCUGUACCUGUGCUACGUGUGAGCCGGAUGGCCCAACACUCACCCCCACACGGAGAGGGAGGGGGGCGAAGAGCGCGCGCGUGUGUGUGUGUGUGUGUGUGUGUGUGUGUGUGUGUGUAUGUGUAUGUGUGUGACUGUCUGUAACUCAAAGUUAAUUCAAUCCAGCUACAGGGUUUAAGGGCUGGCGAAGAGGAGCAGUGACAAGCGGGAGUUACUAGUUACUGAAGUGGUUUUGUGUGUGUGUGUGUAUUUGUGUGCGUGUAUGUGUAUGUGUACAGUACUUCUCUAGUUCUUCCACUCAUGUUCACUGUCUGGUGUCUGUGGAUGUUCUCAUAAGGUUGACAAGUCACGGUAGGCUGGAGAUAGCUUCGCACAGCGGCUUUGGGUUGGGCUGGAGUUGGGUUGGGGUGGGGACAGGAUCGGUUAUGUAUUUCCUGUGAAAUUGGAAGAAAAAAAAAAGCCAAGCAGGUUAGUCAGUGGCUGUUCCUAUCUGGUCACCUGGCAUGGCUUGUGCACGGUUCUACCAGCGUGUGGUCUUCAGCUUGGGCACUUACUGGUAGAUGGAACUCGGUUCACCAGUAUCACCAAAUUACGUUGCGAAGAAGAUUAAAUGGUAAAGAUUGUUCAGGGAUACGAAUCAUAACGGAAAUGGACAUACUUCACACCGUAGCAGCACUUUGUGUUGACUUAUAUAUCUCUAUAUAUGGAUGGUUCACACAUCUCACACACAAAGACACACACAGACACACACACACACACAGACACACACAUAUACACACACAGAUGUUCAGUAUAUUGUAAUCACAAGGACAACGACAACGCUCUCACUAUCGGUCUGCUAUAAGCUUCAGCUGCUCAUCUAUCCAGUGCAUAUCAUGCUCCACAUACUCUGCUUUUGGUUCCAGUGUUUUCUCCGCUCCUACAUAUUAAUCUGCAGCUGCUUGUUUAGUGCUGCCACUUUUCUCAGUGGUCUUCAUCAAAUCAGUUAAAACUUUACCCUUGUGUGUGUGUGUGUGAGUGUGUGUGAGUGUGUGUGUGUGUGUGUGUAUACACGUAUAUGUGUGUUUCCUUUGUGUGCAUCAGUAGGUGAUGCGUGAAGAUGCUUGAACAGUGGUUUCUCGGAUGUUAAUAGAGUUUUGGUGAUCAUGUUAACAUCAUGUGUGUCCACGUGUGAUAUAUAUAUAUAUAUAUAUAAAAAGAAUCAAAUGUGAUUGUGAAGAGAGUGACGAUGUGUCAUUUCACUGUGCGUCCGAACAGGGAACAAAGUGGGCGUGUUAGAGUCUGUCUGGCGCCCUGCCUCCUGCGCUUUGGCAUCGUGAUCACUUUGCUUUUGUGUUUGUUUUCAUUUUUGUUGUUGUUGUUGUUUUUUUUUGGUCUUUGUUUUUUAAUCACAUUUUUACUUGAAAUACCUCAUUUCUGUGACCUCAUGUGCUUGAUGUGAUUUUUUUGUAUUUGUUGAUGAUGUUCUACUGAGUUUGGAGCAGGAAGCGAGAAGAGAGACUCGGGGAUUACGUUACCGGCUGCUAGACUUACGCAUCUGCAGUCGUGAAGAUGGCAGGUUGUUCUGUUUGUUUUGUUUUUUCUUUUUCUUUUUUUGUUUUUAUAUUUGUUGUGCAUUUCUUACCAAAAUAGGUCUUUGUUUUUUUUAAUCCUACUGUACAUCUGUAAAAGCUGUUGUUUUAUUUGUCUUUCCAGUCAUCCUAUUACGCUACCUCCUCAUUCUUUCCUGUUUGCACAAACAUUUGUUGUAUCUUUGAUUUGCAUUUUAAUCGAACUCCAUCUCAUGCUUGGUCUAAGACGUCUCCGUUUUUGCGAGUGUUAUUUUGCAAAAAUGAUUAGUGCAAGUCACAGACAGAAUCAUUUAACCCCCCCACCCCAAACAGCAUACACUCCGGUCUGGAGUUGCAGAGAACACGUUAGCCUUCAGAAUGAGAUGAUGUGUCGUGUUUUGUUUUGUGUUGUUGUUCUCGCUGACCGGUGUCCGAGGCGUGGGAUAGUGGCGUAAAAGAGAUUGAAAGGGAUACACUUGAAGAUCAUGUUCAAAUGAUUUGCUGUUUUUUAUGUGAAAAAUGGUUUUUGUAAAGUUGAAUCACGCAGGACUGAUGCGGUGAUAGGGAGUGUAUCAUACGGUUGUCGUGUGCUGAAAGUCUUUUUUUUUUGUGAGAAAAGAGAAAAAAAACGAGUACAUGAGAAGCUGCCCUCCUAUGGGGAACGCGCAGCAUCAACAUUCUCCAGUCCUCUUAAGAGCCAAAAGAGGCACUUUGACAUUUAAAAAAAAGUAUUUUUGUAUUACAUUAAGGUGUGAUACCUUGUAGUCUUUCGAGAUUUGAAGAGAUGUUUUACAGAAUUCUCUCCAUUGUGCUUGUUGAGUAAAACUGUAUUUUCUGUGCCUCUUUUGCAGAUGUUUGUGAUGUGAAAAUCUCCUGGGUGUUGUUUCUUUGUUGGUGAAGGUACUAGAUUAUUGUUGUUGAUCCAAAAAUGCAUAGCAAGACAAGGAAAUCCGACUGCACUCGCGCCAAUAACUCUUUGCUGUUCUGUAAACCCUUCUAAUGCUUACUGUAUCUGUGAGAACCUUUGGGGUCGGAGGGGUCGGAGAGAGCGACUGGCAUCUUUGUCUAUUUUUGUUAACACUGUGACUUUGAUGAUUACAUGCACAGAUAUUUUUUUCACAGUAAUUCGAGCGUCAGUAGCUGAUGCAAUGUUUUAUACAUUUGUGUGUGUGUGUGUGUGUGUGUAAUGUGAACUUGGCUCUUCGGUGUGUGGCCCUUCUUAAUUGUGGAAAAUGCACUAUACUGAUCAGAAGAGCAUAGUCUUUGAAGGCAUUGUAUAAAGUAAGAAAGCCCCUUCAUCCCACCCUCAUGUUCCCAUUGUGGAAACAUUUAUUACUUUGACAUUAUUAACAGAAUUGGCAAAUUAUAUUUUGGCCUCAGAAUCGACUAAAUGGCCACAUUACCUUUAGUCAGCAUAUGGCAACUUUUUUUUUGCCAUCCUCGGGUCUACACUGAGAAAAAAAAAAAGUAAAAAAUAAGUAGAAACAUUAAAGUCUCUCUGCCUUGUCUCGCUUGUCAUGUAGUAAUGACAAUGUUUUUUUUUCUUCUUGCUGGGGAAGUCAAGAUUUUUUUCAUGAACUGAUUUUUUAUUUGUCCUUAAAAAAUCAGAGCUAAUGGGUGUGAGUUAAUUUUCUUUAAAAACCAUUUGUGUAAGGGCCCUAUAAAACCAGGCUGGUGGUGUGUGUGUGUGUGUGUGUGUGUGUCUUUGUGUGUCAUGGAGUACAGAGCAACCACUGCCUUUAGAACCACAGUCGUGUGCAUCCUUUUUCACUUACAAUAACAAAGUGGGUGUCAUCAGCAAUAAUUCUAUAGGUUUUGGGAGAGGGUGAAAAAAGUCCUGGCUUCCCUGGUUUGGGAUUUGGGCUGGAGUAGCAUCCGAAGCCUUUGUUCCUCGCGCUGAGCUGUAGGUGCCAUUUGUACGCGUGUCUUAGCCCUUAAGAGACUCAGCAGACUGAGGAACUCCAUUGGACCAAGAGAAACGAUGCGUUCUCCUAAAACUUUUUACUUCUGUAUUUAGUCUUUGCCCUUUGUUUAAACUGAAUUAACUUUUGUUUUGUUUUGUUUUUUGUUUGUUUUUGUUUUCCUUUUUUAUGAUUGAUUUUAUGAAGAUGUCUACCUCAGCACCUGUCAUUAGUAUAAACGUUAAGGUGCCCAUUUAAAGAUAUAUAGUUUCUUUUGUCCUGUUCUUUACUUUCUCUUGUGCACAUAUCAUAGCGGCUUUUCCACUCUGUAGCUUCCUGUUGGCCAGAGACUGUGCUCACUGAGUAGUACUCGCUCGCUGGCUGGCUCAAUUGUGUGUGUAUGUAUGUAUGUGUGUGUGUGUGUGUGUGUGUGUGUGCGUGUGUGUGUGUGCGUGUGUGUGUGUGUGUGCAGUGAUACCUGUGCUGCUGCUGACGGACCUGUUUAUAUCCACCAUCCGUUUCCGUUCUCUUUUUCGUGGGCUCAGACACAUCGGUGUGACCUUCAGUGUUCUCUGGAAUGUGGAAAAAAAUAAAAGGUAUAAAAGCAACUUGAUGCUGCAGGUUUCCUUUGCCAUGGUUUUGUCUGUAAGUGAAGUUUGUGCCUUUAAUGUUGAAAAGAGUAUUUUUACACCCUACUAACGGUAGAUUGUUUUGUAGUGAUUUUUUUUUUUUUUUUUUGUAUUUUGGUUCACGAGUCCUUUAGAAGAUGACGAUGUUCUGUUGUCCAUGUCAAGCCUGCAGUUAGAAAUAAAAUAAAUAAAUCUGUACACUUUA